CCGUUCCACGUUACUAGUAAGUGAUCUGUGACGUUACUUCCGUUCCGUUCUGUGUUCCUCCAGUUCUUUUAAAUUUUAAAUAUUGUUAAAAAUUAAAUCCAUUUAUAUUUAUAAAUAAAAUGGGUAGAAAAAUUCCUGGACGUAAACAUAGAGGGAUAAGAGAUCCUGAAAAACAAGCAGCCGUUAGAUUUGAAAGCAUAAAAUAUAAAAUUAACGCACCCCCUUCUAAUGCCGAUAAUCAAGAUCUACCAAAAAGCUUGCAGAGGAUUAUAGAUUUGAAGAAUAAAGUUAAAAGUGGUGAUUUUUUUAAAAAGAAACCUAAAAAUGAAAAAAUUGAAUAUAAUGAUUCCAGAAAACAAGAAAGACCUGCUCGAGAUUUUAUACAAUUUCCGGGCGAAACGGAUAGAGAAUUUGUUCAUCGUGUGAACAAAAUUUGUACCCAUGUAGUAAAGGAAGCUGAAUUUGAAGAAAGAUAUGGUGUGGAAAUUAAAAGAAAUGAGAAUGGAGAGAUUGAAGGAGUAGUAAAAAGGCAAAAGGAUGAACUAGAGUUAUUAUUAAAGAAGGCUAAAAAGAAAAGUAAAGAGGAACAAAAAGGAAAGAAGAAAAAGAAAAAAAAAGAAAAAGAGGGUGCAGUAAGAUUAAGUAAAUGGCAGAAAAGAAAAAAGAAGCUGAAUGAUAAAAAGGAAAGGAAAGAAAUGGAAAAUGUUGACGAAUUCAAGCAGUACAAAGAUGAAGUUAAAUUUGGAGAAAUUGCCCAUGUACCACCUUCUUUAGUAGCACCAAGGAGAGUAGAAAAGCAUGAAACCGUUCCUAGGCCUGGCAAGAAGAAUCUACUCUUGAAGACUUUGAUUGAAAGUACAAAUAAAAAAUCUAGUUCUACAGUAAAUAUGGAGCCUAAAAAUAAUUUGAAUAAAACGAGAGAUAAAGCUAUAAACAAAACUGGCAAAAGGAAAGAAUUACCAACUUCUUUAAGAAGACAACUAGAUCAACAACAAAAAGAAAUUAUAAGUGCAUAUAAGGAAUUAAAAGCUAAGAAAUAUAAGUAGG
This is a messenger RNA of Psylliodes chrysocephalus, 1047 nucleotides long. The record is from the annotation of a GenBank genome assembly. NCBI's taxonomy places the organism in Eukaryota, Metazoa, Arthropoda, Insecta, Coleoptera, Chrysomelidae.